AUGGGUGUCGAGAGAAAGAUUAUCACUCGUGGCAACGGCACUGACUCGCCUGUUUCGGGUGACAAGGUCGCUAUCCACUACUCGGGAUGGCUCUACGACGCUAAGAAGUCCAACAAGGGCUUCCAGGGCAAGCAAUUCGACAGCUCCAGAACCCCCGGCCGUGGCCCUUUGACUGUUCAGAUUGGUGUUGGACAGGUCAUCAAGGGUUGGGAUGAGGGUGUUUUGCAGAUGACCCUAGGAGAGAAGGCAACCCUGAUCAUUUCCCCGGACUAUGGCUACGGUGACAAGGCAGCUGGCAAGAUUCCCGCAGGCUCGACUCUUAUCUUCGAGGUUGAGCUCCUUAAGAUCAACAACAAGAGCGCCUAA
Messenger RNA from Penicillium psychrosexuale, 366 nucleotides. RefSeq names its product FKBP-type peptidyl-prolyl cis-trans isomerase. Lineage: Eukaryota; Fungi; Ascomycota; Eurotiomycetes; Eurotiales; Aspergillaceae. The transcript has 6 exons. The coding region runs from base 1 to 366 and encodes 121 amino acids. The record is from RefSeq and is a predicted model, not a curated record. Gene Ontology annotation, molecular function: peptidyl-prolyl cis-trans isomerase activity.